This is a messenger RNA of Homalodisca vitripennis (glassy-winged sharpshooter), 2518 nucleotides long. RefSeq names its product choline transporter-like 1 (gene Ctl1). Gene Ontology annotation, cellular component: membrane. The record is from RefSeq and is a predicted model, not a curated record. Gene Ontology annotation, molecular function: transmembrane transporter activity. The transcript is spliced from 15 exons. NCBI's taxonomy places the organism in Eukaryota, Metazoa, Arthropoda, Insecta, Hemiptera, Cicadellidae. Gene Ontology annotation, biological process: transmembrane transport. The coding region runs from base 173 to 2218 and encodes 681 amino acids.
AAAACACUGUAUUUUAUUUAACUAUUGUUUGUUUGUGUUAGUGUUUGUUUAGUUCAGUUAGUCACAAGUUUGAUUUGUUUGUUUACUUUCUGAGGAGGAUGAACCAGUUCUCAGAUCAUUUACGAAAUUAGUUUGUUAGUUAUCCACUCUUUUAUUGAAAGGUACAUAAAGGAUGGCUUGCUGUGACGACACAGUUUCGGAGGACGGGAACAAUGAGAGAGUAAAGGUGCGAGGCUGCACAGAUCUGUUCUGGCUGCUUAUCUACAUCCUCUUUUGGGUUCUGAUGAUCCUGAUAGCAGGUUUUGCACUGGUGUACGGGAACCCUCUGAGACUUAUACAUGGUUAUGACAGUUUUGGCAACACUUGUGGCUCCUCGUACAAUGAUCAGCUUCUCACCAACGGCAACUUGUCUGGUAUCAAUACUGUUAACAAAAGGUACCUGUUCUUCAUGGAUGUCCGCAACAUCCGCAACUCAUUGCAGAUCUGUGUGGAGAAGUGUCCAGACCGUAAUAUUGACACUAUCCAGGAGCUCAAGCUAUUCUAUGAUCAGACUGGCUCUAAUCUUUGCAGGUAUGACUUUGACCUUGCUCAUUAUGAAGGGGUUCCACACAAUCUGUCAGAGAACGUCACCAUAACUUCACCGCUAGGUCCUUGUCCUACACUGCCCAUCUAUAAAAGUUUGCCAAUACUGAACCGCUGUGUGCCAGAGCCUGUCACCACCGUAGUGAGAGGGAUCAUACAGGAGAUGUAUGGUUUACUGAACAGUUGGGACCUGGGAGAACAGGUACUGAGUGACAUCUAUGCUGCUUGGCCCUACAUUGCCGGCCUCACCCUCCUAUCUCUGGUGCUGUCUCUUGUGAUGGUAUCUUUGUUUUACCUGGUAGCCAGUGUCAUCGCUUGCCUUAUUUUGGUAGCUGUCAGCAUGGUUUGUAUAUUUGGAACCGGAUAUCUGUGGAUUACGUUUUACCAGUUGAAGUCACAGUUGGAUCAAACCCCUCCAGAGCAGCUGUUGGACGAGACUGUUCAGAAUGAGAAAGCUUUCUUUAUAUACUCCAUUAUUGCCACCAUUGUUACUGUGAUAAUUCUGCUACUGGUGCUGGUUAUGCGCAAGAGAGUGGACUUUGUCGCCACAUUGUUCAAGGAGGCUGCUGAUUGUCUAGCAGCGCUGCCCUCUCUCUACCUCCAGCCUGUCUUCUCCUUUCUGCAGCUGAUAAUCUUUUACUCCUUCUGGAUUCUUGUGGUUGUCUGCUUGGCUACCGCAAAUUACCCAGGGACCAAACCUGUACGCCCAUUCACAAGUGAUGCAGUUCUAGAUGCUGCCCAAGCCAUGGCCAACAAGUCCUCAGAGAGUGACAAGACUUUGACAGAGUUCAACAACAUUUCAGUUGCUUCUUUCACAGGUACAUUCACUCUAGUGGAGUUUGCAGACGCAACUUGGGUUCGCUAUAUGUGGUGGGUCUACCUCAUCGGUCUGGUUUGGACCUCUGAGUUUAUCCUGGCAUGUCAGCAGAUGGUGAUUGCUGGAGCAGUGGCUCGCUGGUACUUCAACAAGGACAAGGUGGACAGCAAACCUCCAGUGUGGACCGCAUACCGUCACCUUAUUAGUUACCAUCUUGGCUCCAUGGCUCUGGGCUCCUUGCUCAUCACUCUACUGAAGGUGCCUCGGCUCAUCCUGUCCUAUCUAGCAGCUAAAUUGAAAAAGUACGAACAGUCAGAUAUUGCCCAAUGUAUUGCCAAGUGCUGUAUCUGCUGUCUCUACUGCUUCGAGAAUUGUAUUCGAUAUAUCAAUCACAAUGCCUACACAGUUGUGGCAAUGCAAGGCAUUAACUUCUGCCCAGCUGCCUCCAGGGCCUGGCAUGUAUUGGUGAACAAUGCUCUAAGGCUGGCCACCCUCAACAGUGUUGGUGACUUCAUUCUAUUCCUCGGAAAACUGAUUGUCAUGACUGUUACUGGCUGUGUGGGACUGUUUUUAUUCAAACGCGACCCUGAGCUACACCUCUAUGCUGCUCCAACUCUGGUCGUCUGUCUCUUCGCCUACUUCGUUGCUCACUGCAUCAUCAGUCUGUAUGAGGUGGUGAUAGAUACUCUGUUCCUGUGUGUCUGUGAGGACCAGAAUAUCCAUGGAGAUGAGGGAAAAUGGAGACAGUCUGCCAUAGCCAACCUGAGUGCUGCCCGCAACAACACCCACAUCCCUGAAGAAGCUCCAAUCAAUACAUAGACUGACAAAAACAGCUGAUAUUGUAUCAGAAAAAUAUUUUAUACAGAUAGUUUGGACUGAUUAAGUUUUAUUAGGUCAUAUGCAAAUAUUUUAACUGAACUUUGUAAUUUGUGUAGUUGCUUGAUAUUUAACCCUAGAAGUGGCACAGGUAAUCUCUAAAAUGCCUCUGUAUUUCAGACUGACAUUUAAGGUUAAACAAAAUUUUUAUACCUGAAAAUUGAUUUUAUAUAUAUCAUGCAUGAUAUAUUAUUUAGAAUCUUAACCCUUUGAACGCCGAUUUAAAUUUAGUAAUUUUUUAGA